GUGCAAAGAUGGUCAUGCCCGCAUGGUACAGGUUUUUCACCUUUUUUGUUUUUGUGGUGUCACCAAGCUCUGGCCAAGAUCCCUUCGCAGCUGUGGUAAUGCCACUCGUUUUUGAUGGCUACAUUGCUGCAGCCUCUGUCUUUCAUGAUCUAUUGAAUGCGACCCGCCUCAAUGUUACUGAGCGCUGUUUGGAGGAAACCACCAUUCUUCUGGAAGGUAUCAUAAGCAGGCAGAUAUGGGCGCUGAACGUUCUAGACUCUUUCGGAAAGCCACCAUCAGGUAUAAACGAGGGCAAGAAGGUAUGGCUUGGGUCGUACGACCAAUGCAGAGCAGCAAAGAUGAAUGACCGAAACAUAACGGAUGGCGCCCUGGUCGAAAAAUUGAAGCACCAGUAUUGCCUCGCUACUAUGACCUUCUCCAGCACGCCGGGGAGACCUAAAUUAGAGAUUGGCAUAUGUGUCCCAAGCAGUUGCACGAGAGAAGAUGCCAAAGUCUUGACUGGUGUCGGGAUAGCCUCAUUGGAGGGGAAGAACGUCUCCGACAACACCACUAUGAUAUUAUCGGAUGUCAAGUGUGCAAAGAACGUUCCUAUCUCCACGCCUGCAGUUAUUGUUAUAAUCAUUCUUUGCCUCUAUGGCAUCCUCAUGUUAAGCGCAACAUGCUACGACAUCAGAUUGACUCGCCAAAAGGAAGGUCGUGGAUGUUUGUGUUUUAAGGCCAGGAGAACCUCGAGCAUAGAAUUGAAAGAUCCGAUCAAAGAUGGCGGCAUAUCUCAGCUUGAUGGCGCUGCCGACAAUCAAGUAGAUGGUCAGAUGUGUGGGGGCAGCAAACCCGUACCGCUGAUUGCCCGCGCUGACGAAGGCAAAUAUGAGAUCGAUGAAAGUCCUGGACACGAAGAAAGAAUGACCCAAGAAAGUCAGGAUGGAUCACGAAGUCUACCCAGCAGGCUGUUGAUAGCUUUCUCCGCGUACACUAACGGAAAGAAGUUACUGAGCACUGACCAGCCGGACGAUACCCUCCCUGUCCUCCAUGGCAUCCGCUUCCUCAGUAUGACAUGGAUAAUAUCAGGCCAUGCACUUUUUUGGGUUUUAAUCACUGGUGGCUACGAUAAUUUCAAGGAAUUUUACGGAAUGAUGCUGACAGGAAAGUAUUUGGGACUCAUUUCUGGGAAAUUCGCGGUUGCCACAUUCUUCCUAUUAAGUGGUACUCUGUUAUCAUACCACUUUCUGCCUUUAAUGAGGGAACUUGGCGGACCGAGAAGAGUGAAUUGGUGCUACUAUUUCUUUCAUCGCUGGUGGAGAUUGACCCCAACGAUGUUCCUGGUGAUGGUCCCGUACAUCUAUCUCUUCCCAUACUGGGUAGAUGGACCAAUUUCCCUUCUGUUUGGGACCAAGGAUCAACCAGACCAGUGUAUGAACCAUAUAUCAUUGAUUUGGAAGAACUUUUUCUACCUAAGCAACUAUUUUUAUCAUGAUUCGUGUAUGGGCUGGACGUGGUACCUAGCUUGUGAAUGGCAUUUCUACUGUCUCGCGCCAGUUGUGCUAAUACUCUUUAACAGGAGCUGGAAGGCCGGGCUUGGUGCGGUCAUCUUCUGUGUAAUAAUGCAGUUCACGAGUACAGUUGCGGCUACUCUUGUGAGAAGUUACGUGUAUGGUUUGCCACAUGAGGAUGACAUCACCUACUUCUGGAGUGUGUUUCGGUUCGCAGAUUAUGCGAUUGGUCUUGGCCUAGGUUAUAUGUUAAGGGACGCGAAAGGACGGAAGAUAAAAUUUAGCCGGUGUAAGAAUAUAAUCGCGACCAUCUGCAUGAUAUUUCUCUGGUUUCCGAUUAUUUUCCCCCUGGAUGAAGUCUUUAAAACAAACCCAGUUGUGGUGGGUGUCUGGCGUGGUCUGAAGAGAUGGUGGUGGAAUGUCGGAGUUGCCUGGAUCAUCUAUGCAUGCAGUACUGGCAAUGGAGGUUGGAUGACAGCCUUGCUUUCCUGGCGAGCGCUGAUUCCACUCAGCAGACUGACCUUCUGUGCCUAUCUCAUCCACCCUGUCAUCAUGUUCGUCUACCAGUACGGACGCAGGACACUUUUUCAUGCUACAGAAUUCUCAAUCUACUACCUAAUGAUAGGCCACAUCGUGGUGACGUACAUCCUCUCUUUCCCUGUGUACUUGGCAUUCGAGGCGCCAAUCAUCGGCAUAGACAAGGCAUUCAAGGCAGGCGGCUGCACGUGGUGGAGACGAAGGAAGGCCAGCCAGCGCCAAGGGGGAGAUGGCAAUGGACAAGGGAAUUCGGAGGAGAACCACAAAGAUUAGAAAAGUGUCGAUAAGGGUGACAGUCAGUGCGGCACUUCAAGCCAUGAACUUCCGCAUGCAUGUACUUUAUUAUACAGAAUAUCUAUUACUAUCUAUUACUCUGAAACUAAUGAUCGGAUUGCAACCAAAUUUCAUGUGAUUAUGUAUCUAUGUACAAAUCCCCAAUUUUCAUUCUAAUCCGAUGACAAAUCGCCAUCUUGAAAAUUCAGCGAAGUCCUAUAUUACUCCUAAACUGUUGAACAGAUGUCAAUGAAUUUCCAUGUGACAUGUACAUGUACAUUCUACAAUACAAUUACCCUGAAUUUCAUAAACAAUAUGGCCGUCAGGUGGUGGCCAUCUUUCAAGAAAAUCUUAUUAUGCCUAAAUUAAUGAUUGACAAUGUGUCUAUUUUACUCUCUACGAUUAUCCCUGAAAUUCAGUCAACUUGCUAUACGUUGUCGUCGGCGUAUGUUAGCGCGGCAUGUAUGUUGGCGUAUGCUAGCGUGGCACCAUCAACCAAUAUUGCCGCCAGGUGGCCAUCUUGAAAAUUAAACAAAGUCUUAUUACUCCGAUACUGAUGAUCUGAUUGCAACCAAAUUUCAUUUGAUUAUGUAUCUAUGUACUCUCAACAAUAUCCCUAAUUUUCAGUCUUAAUCCGAUGACGACCGCCAGGCCGCCAGCUUGAAAAUUAAACAAAGUCCUAUUACUCUAAACUGAUGAUCAGAUUGCAACCAAAUUUCAUGUGACUAUAUAUAUAUGUUUUCACCACAAAACCUUUGAUUUCCAGUCAAGUCCGAUAACCAACACGGCCACCAGAGGGCCAUCUUGAAAUUAAACAAAGUCCUUAUACUCUGAAACUAAUGAUCGGAUUGCAACCAAAUUUAAGGUGAUUAUGUAUCUAUGUACUCUCGACAAUAUCACAAAUUUUCAGUCGAAUCCGUAAACCAAUAUGGCCGCCAGGCGGCCAUCUUGAAAAUUAAUAGCCCUGCCCAGGCUGAUAUUUGAAUUCUCCAUUAAACCUGCACUACCUUACCACUCCCUCUAAGAUCGCAAAAUUGACAUCAAUGACCAAGACUGUUCUCCCCAUAUCGACUGCAAUUGACAUGCAUUGUCUUAAACUGCAGCUAUUGAACUAUCUUCAGUUUAAUUGGAGAAAUAAGACUAGAUUUUCACGAAUAGUUGAAAAAAUGAAAAACUAGCAAAAAAUUGUGAAAAAUUGUGAAAAGUACAUUAUUGGUGUGAUAAAUCUAAUCGCAUGGAAUACCUUAAUUUCCACUUUUAAGGUUUAACCCUUACCGAUUUACAGUUUUCCGAGAAAAACUGACUUUGUAAUGGCCAGGGCGUGCCAGUAAAGGUUAAUCUCAUGUACCUACGUACGUCAGAUAUCGGGGUGGAACCUGAUCACAGUUCCCCCAUACUUCUUUAUCACAUGAGAAGGAAUCCUCACUUUAUCACAACUCAUUUUGAGAUGAAUUUUGUUUCAUAGCUGUACCAAUGUCUCCAUCCAGACCCCAGAGCUAGAUUUGCGCUAAUGUCCCUGAGUUCUCUCGAUCUCCUUACUGCUUAUUUCUCAACUAAUCAUGAUGAAAGGUUCAUGUUGGUUUUUUAUGUGUUGAUCAACUCCUGUGCCAAGUAUGAUUGCAAAAAUCCAGUCAAAUAUUUGAUCUAUCCAGGUGAUCUCCCAAAUGACCAUUCAUUAUCUUUAUCGUUUCUGCAUUAUCUUUAGGCGCUCGAUCAGAGUUAAAUAAUAUGGUAUCUUUUUGCGAGACGUUUUGUCCUCAUCGUUUGUGGCUCUGGAACGCAAAUUAAUGAUCGAAUUUUUUUACUUUUAAUUUUUAUCGAAUCUUGUUUCGAGAACAAAUUCAAUGGGAUAUUCUCAUUUUAGUGACAACCAUUUUUUUACGUAUGUUUGUACAUUAAGGUAUUUUGUACAUUGAGUUCCGUCCGAGGUUCUCGAUAGAACCAGAGUCUUUCAAAUAAAGAGUCAGGCAACUAGGAAACAUAUGGUUUCAACAUCAAAGCCACCGACCAUUCCGAAAGACGCGCGUUGGGACAGAACUCUCACGUGGUACACCCAAGCCAAUUCCGCACAACUGGACUUUGAACAAUUCUUCGAUCAGCUGAACUUGGCCGUUACAAACACAGCCCGUUUUAAAGCAAACGCCUGCUUUAAAGUCACUGAUCUCUAUUAAACUAUUUAGAAAUAAUGUCAAAGAUAACAUUUAUAUGAAAAGCGAUAUGUUUCGCAUUAUGCUUUUCGACAGUUCUGAGGAGAAGUGAUGGCACGGGUUCUUUGUUGUCAUCUAGUGGAAUAAUAUUAUUAAUUUUGACCGCCUACAACUAGUUUUAUAGCAGGUUUAAAUUCGCGUUCGCGGUAAAAAAGAAAAAAGCAUGAAAAAAUGCAAAACGUCUCGUUUUUUGUGGUAAGAUGUUCACAUGUUUAGAAAUCCCAUAUCAUGUCUAUCAGAGUUUUUCUGAUUUAAUGUAACUGUCAUUUAAUGAGAUAUUUGAUAGUUCUGUGAUUUUGAAGCCCAGUUUCAAGUUUGUUUAGAUUAGAAAACGGUUCGUUUCCCAUCGAUGAGCUUGUUUUGGUACACAGAUAAGCGCAAAGUUGUGUAAGGUAUACCGUUCCCAUAUUGUUUAACACGCAAUUUGACUUAAACCUUACAAACAUUUAUGAUGUGUACAGCAAUAGAGCCACCUCAUAAGAAACAAUUUACAGUACAUGUAUAUGUUACCAUUAAUUACAACCUAGUUAUGGAUUUUUUUAUAACAAAUUGCAAAGAGAUGUGAGUGCAUGCAGCUUAAUUCUGGUUUUAUUAUUGUUUUGUUUGGCAAUUAGUAGCUAAUCAACACAUCUGCCUAAAUUCUUUAUAUAUCGUUCUUAUCAAUAUAAUUCAUAUUGUAUGUCUUUGUAACCCGAUAAAUCAUAUGUGUACCUCAUGUAAAAAUCUUUCAUUGAAUAUUGGUCGUUCCAACAUUGUUUUGCACCUCGGUUCAGUUUGUAGCUGAAUUAAAAGGGCUUCAUUAUGGUUCCAUGCAGUUGUCUUAACACAUGGUUCAUUGUCAACGGUUCAUAAAUUUAAGAGUGUUAUGUUAAAACUGGGAGGGUUACUUUCAAGCGGUUAUGGUGGCACAGGAUGGUGCUCCAGCACUUCGCCUUCGCGCAGUUCAUGAAACCUUGACGGCCACUGCUUUGUUCGGAGAACGAGUAAUCGCGCUGAACCGCCGAGUGGAGUGGCCACCAAGGUCACCAGAUUUGACUCCCUGUGAUUUUUUUCUUUGGGGGUACCUAAAGAACAAGAUUAUGAGACUAGCAGAAGUGAGAUCUCGCAUAAUUCGGGAGGUCAAUGAGUUGAGGGACAAUCCAGGAUGGUGACAUGGGCUGUUCAGGAUAUGUGUCGACGUAGUCAAAUGCAUCCAACGAGUGUUGUGUUGUUGAUCAUUAAUCAUGCUUUGAUUCUCAGCCACGUAAUGUGGCUUAAUGUCAAGCUUGAAUUUCCCUACUUGGAACAAGGUGAUUUCUGCAUGUCUUUUUCAAGACCAUGGUGCUUAGUCAUGCAUUACAGGUUGAACGUCGCAAUGGUGUCAACACAAAGCUCAUAGCUUCUACUUUACUGUGCUGCAAUGAGAGAAGUUGAAGAAAGCAUGGUUUAAAAAUAUUAACCCAUUUUGCUAGGAUUUUUUAUGAGACACCCUGUAUUAAACAUUUUCCCUAUUGUGGAGUGAAACUGAACCUGUGGUUUCUCAGUUCUAAAAUCGCGACAGCAUUCUAGCCAACUCCUAGCAAGCAACUACAAUGUUGUUAGAAUGAUUCAUAAAAUCGUUUUAUGGAAUGUAAUUUAGUUGAUUUCUGACAAGUACCCAACUAGGCAUUUUGAAUCGUAAUUGCGAUGUAAGGAUAUGUUAAGUGUACUUCUUCUGCUGCACUUGUUCAACUCUGCAACAUACUUUCAGAGUCAUAUUUUGCAAGUAGAUUUGAGUAUUGUGUACAAUCCUAGAAGUUUAAUACAAAAACAACUGUUCAUGGUAUUCAACAUACAUGUAGGCAUUGGUAUGUAUUAUGCAUGUAAAUACUGUAAAUCAUACAGUUCAGUACAUCUGCCAUCAACAUUUCUUGAAUUUAUCGAAGGUUUUAUUCUUAUGCUUUUCAAGUAACGCCCAUUUUUGUAAAAGUCUACCCUGCUUGAACAUGGAGUGGGCCAACCCAGAUGCAUCCAUGUGUGAAUUUUUUCUUCUACACAUGGCCAACCCUGCGUUGCCUUUUCCGAGCCAGGAUAUUCCUAAUGUGUUCGUCAAAGUAGACACCAAUAACAACCGCGCGGCCAACGACCGGGAAAAAACAUAACUUAGAAUGCUGCCUUCUAAGAAAAUAUUAUGUGGCAUGGAAGGUCCCAAGGAGAGGAGCUAAUUAGUAUUCACACCUUGGGUCAGUCUCAUCGCAACACAUCUCAUUUACCAUUCAACGAAGGCCUUUGAUCUAGUUUGGGAAGCCCUAUCAUUUUACACAGGUUUUCUGAAAAUCCGACCUCUUAGACAAAGUCGGACCAUGGUAAAAGUCAAAAAUACCUGCGAGGGUGAAAUAUUACUUUGAUAAUUCUUCUGGCGUGACAUUGCCCUUAUUUAUACAUGUACUUUGCCUGCUCCUUGGUUCGAUUGUUAGAAAGCAUGUAGCUCAUAACAUCAUGCUGACAUGUUGUUACAUGUCCAGUGAUGUACAUGAAACAACAUGUCAACAUGAUGUUAUAAGCUAACAUGCUUUCUAACAACCGGGCCCAGGACUGUCUCCUUGUGACUUUGCCUAGGCAUAUUCUUUCAGUUUGAAGAUCAAUGAUGGCAUUCUUAGGGUCCUCACGGUCUAAGGUAGGGGGUCCCAGGGGUCUGGCUGGACCGACUCGAUUUCUGACCUACACCUGCUUGCUUAUUUCUCCAUGCCAAGGUUUUUUUUAUCAGAUUUCUGCCUAAUAUAUCAUGUUCUUAUGUUAGGUGAAGUCAUUUAUGAAUGAAAUAUACAUAAAUAACUCACUGGGGCCAACAUUUGAGUAAAAUUUGAAAUAGAAAGUUUGAUGAUGAGCGUUUGAAGCGAGACCGCUUGACGGUCAAGAAAUGUGGAGAAAAAUUGUAUUUUUUUCCAAUGAACACCAAACAUUUUUAUUUCUUAAUAUUUUCGAUGAAAAUGCUUCAAAUAAAAAUGCUUUAAAAUAGGUGUAUGUUCAUAAAAAGACUCAAACCUUGAAACUAUCAGCUGUAGACCAUUUAAAAAGACGAAGGGGGGGGGGGUGUACGAAGCCAGCGAAUGAUGGAAAUGAUAUUGAGAAUAUGUGCAUGCAUAUCACUUCAUUUUAUUUAGGAAAUGAUACACUUUUUAAUACAUUUUGAAGAUGAGAAAAAAGAUGUUUUGGGUGCGUACGCACGCAAGCCUUAGAACCCCCU
This is a messenger RNA of Lineus longissimus, 7712 nucleotides long. Its product is annotated as nose resistant to fluoxetine protein 6-like. The coding region runs from base 9 to 2300 and encodes 763 amino acids. NCBI's taxonomy places the organism in Eukaryota, Metazoa, Nemertea, Pilidiophora, Heteronemertea, Lineidae. Gene Ontology annotation, molecular function: acyltransferase activity, transferring groups other than amino-acyl groups. The record is from RefSeq and is a predicted model, not a curated record. The transcript has 13 exons.